GGCGGCGGCGGCGGUGCUGCAGGGUGCACGGCGGGGGCGCUUCCGAGGUCCCGGUGUCCCGGCGGUCCCGCGAAGGCUAUUCCUUGACUUGGCCGCACACCUCCUUCUUCCCAGGUCGAGGCCAGCGCCGGCACCAUGUCGGCCUACCCCAAGAGCUACAACCCGUUCGACGACGACGCGGAGGACGAGGGCAGCCGGGAUUCCCGCGACCUCCCCGACGGGUCCAGCGCGGCCGCGGACAGGCAGCAGAGCCUACGGCAGGAGGUGUUACGCAGGGCCGAGGCCACGGCUGCCAGCACCAGCCGGUCCCUGUCCCUCAUGUACGAGUCCGAGAGGGUCGGCGUUGCUUCUUCCGAGGAACUCAUCCGUCAGCGAGGAGUCUUGGAACGCACAGAGAAGAUGGUGGACAAAAUGGAUCAAGAUCUGAAGACCAGCCAGAAGCACAUCAACAGCAUCAAGAGUGUGUUUGGGGGGCUCGUCAAUUACUUCAGGUCCAAACCAGCAGAGACCCCCCCUGAACAGAACGGUAUCCAGGCUGCUCAGCCCAACAGCAGAUUGAAAGAAGCCAUAACAACAAGUAAAGAACAGGAGUCAAAGUACCAGGCCAGCCACCCAAACCUCAGAAAGCUGGACGAUUCAGACUCCAUCCCCAGAGAGACUAGCACUGCUGUGAAUUCUGACACUUACCCCAAGAAUCCACACCUUCGUGCUUAUCACCAGAAGAUCGACAGCAACCUGGAUGAGCUGUCCAUGGGACUGGGCCGCCUAAAGGACAUAGCCUUGGGUAUGCAGACAGAGAUCGAGGAGCAAGAUGACAUCCUGGACCGGCUCACAACCAAAGUGGACAAGUUAGAUGUUAAUAUAAAAACCACAGAAAAGAAAGUCCGACAACUUUAAAGCUGGAGGUUUUCCACUCCAUUGUGAUGAAGAGAUUCGAAAGGUCUUUUUUUAAAUGCCCAAGAAAUUCACCUCCUAUUUUAGUAUGUAAUUUACUGCGUGUUUGCAAAUGUUGUACCAGAGUGGGUUGUAAGAGAUUUUAUUGUUCUGAGGAAGCGUGUGUCCCACUUUCUUGGGGUCAACAUCUUUCUAAGUUCCUUCAACUGAAUACUUAGCAUUUUAGUCCAGGCGCAGUAGCCUGGCCCUGAAUAUCUCAGGCCUCUGUUUACUGGGAUGAGAAGAAAGAGUUGCAUUUCUCACUUUAAUGAGCAUAUGGAAAAUGUGGGGAGAAUUUCAAUCUUGGAACUGCCAACCCUUUCUGUGUUUGCUGUAGCUCUCAUUCCUCAGCCUUCCCAUGAAUCACAGUGCUGAGGGGCCAUGUGGGGGAGGGGGUCUUCCACACCUUUGUUGAGCAGCCAUCAUCCCCUCCCACACUGAGCACAUUGUGAUUUUCAACCACCCGGAAAAGACUCCAUUAGAUUGGGGAAUGGAGUGUGGCAGCGUUCUUUGCUGUUUUAGAUAGCUGUCCCCCUUCCCCCACCGUCCCUCCAUCUUUGGCAUGGGUUUUAGUAGGAGGGCUCCAAACAGCAUGGCUCAUUUGCCAUCUGGACCCCGUGUGGUCAUCUCUAGCUCUCUGACUGUGGUUGGGAACAGAGUCUCUACUGGCUCAAGGCUGCCUGGCUGACCGACUGGGCGGCCCCAUAGGAUUUAUGGGAACAGAGGAUCACAUAGACACGAUUUGGAGGUUAAUGGUCAAGCAGGGGUCUCCUUCCACUGAGCACCCCACCCUUCUUAGAGUCACCCUGUUGACCAGGCUUGGGGUGUGUGGCAGGUGUUUAUUUAGUACCUGGGGUCUCCUGACUUAUCCAGCAUCCCCACCCAUGCUCCUUGCAGAGGGUGAUUUGAGCCAAGGUGACGAGACUCACCCCUUUGUUCUCGGUCACCCAAUUUCAGGACUGGAACUCAGAGUUCCACAAAUGAUGCUGACUUUGUGUAGAAGCAUUUGGCUUAAACACACACGUGAUCAUUUUAAUUGGUCCAGCUUGUUCUCUCUUUUCAUCUUACAAAAAAGAUCCUUUGAAAGCAUGUAAAAUUGAUUUCUGUAAUAAAAUGAGUUUCUUUUUGUUGGGACUGCCAAUGAAA
This is a messenger RNA of Loxodonta africana (African savanna elephant), 2079 nucleotides long. It is a transcript of the gene SNAP29, whose product is annotated as synaptosome associated protein 29. Lineage: Eukaryota; Metazoa; Chordata; Mammalia; Proboscidea; Elephantidae. Bases 136 to 897 code for a protein of 253 amino acids. Gene Ontology annotation, biological process: synaptic vesicle priming; synaptic vesicle fusion to presynaptic active zone membrane; exocytosis. Gene Ontology annotation, molecular function: SNAP receptor activity; syntaxin binding. The transcript is spliced from 5 exons. The record is from RefSeq and is a predicted model, not a curated record. Gene Ontology annotation, cellular component: plasma membrane; SNARE complex.